Miscanthus lutarioriparius is the source of this 690-nucleotide messenger RNA. NCBI's taxonomy places the organism in Eukaryota, Viridiplantae, Streptophyta, Magnoliopsida, Poales, Poaceae. The record is from the annotation of a GenBank genome assembly.
AUGGCGGAUCUGCGAGGAGGUCCAGUGGAGGUGGUGCAUGAGGGUCGAGCGGGCUCCGUCGGGUGCCUCAUGAGUACUGGAGGCAGAGGCGGAUCUUUGGGGGAGCCCGUCGACGACAAGUCGUUGGUGAGGAAGAAUAGCACUCCUACUAAUGGUGAGAAGACGGAGGAGCAAGCGCGAUUGGAGAAUCAGCCUAAUAGCGUUGGUCAAAAGAGAACGAGGAACAACGACAAGCGAUCAAGGUCCCUUGUUACACAUGUUCCACACUAUGAUGGCCAUCUGUGCAGAAAAUAUGGGCAGAAGAACAUCAAUGGGAGGAAACAUCCAAGGAGCUACUACAGAUGUGCCUACAGAGAACGGAACUGCUUAGCAACAAAGACAAUUGAGGAACAAGAACCAAAUGUCGACGAUGGUACCAGUAAUAGUGCCAUGGCCAGUGAGGAAAGUGCAAAGUACACUGUCGUGUACCACGGUGACCACACUUGCAAGGACCAUCAUACCAUAAGCAUGGUCCAGCUUUCCCAACUUGUUGGAAGUAUGGAUCUUCAUAGCACGGAAAUGCCUCCAACAAGUACAGAUGUUCAAGAGUCUGAGGCAGAUUUGGACUUGCCAGCUUUACUAGAGGUGUUCGAUAGUUCUCUCAUUGAUUGGGAGGCACUAUACCGCAGCCCCAAUGCAGCGACUUCAUAG